Molecule: messenger RNA, 803 nt
Organism: Trifolium pratense (red clover)
Lineage: Eukaryota; Viridiplantae; Streptophyta; Magnoliopsida; Fabales; Fabaceae
Product: mitochondrial import inner membrane translocase subunit PAM16 like 2-like
Exons: 4
Coding region: 245-595 (116 amino acids)
Biological process (GO): protein import into mitochondrial matrix
Cellular component (GO): TIM23 mitochondrial import inner membrane translocase complex
Source: RefSeq, a predicted model, not a curated record
CUAUUUCUAGACUUUUCUAAACAUUCAUCGUGUGGGCAAAGAAACCGUUCCCCAAAAUAAAAUCCCCAAAUUGAAACCCUAAUUUCCGCCAUUGUCAAGCUUCUGUUAUUUUCCCGACGAGAACCCAAUUCACCAAUUCCUUCAAUCUCAAUUUUCGUCACCUUACCCUAAAUUCUCCAAAUCACGCUGCAGAAAAAUCCAAUCUUGUAAUUCAUAAAGGUUUCAUAUUGUUGAUUCUCAAGCUAUGGCUACAAAGAUUCUCGCAAACUUGGUUGUGAUGGGUGGGACAAUCUUGGCAAGAGCCGUCGUUCAGGCAUAUCGUCAGGCCCUUACCAAUGCCUCAAAAAAUGGUGUUGCACAAGAAACAAUGCAAAAUACUAUCCGCAAAGCUAGCAAAACAAUAACAGAGCAAGAGGCUCGGCAAAUUCUUGGUGUUACCGAGAAAACUCCCUGGGAGGAUAUAAUCAAGAAAUACGAAAGAUUGUUUGAGAAUAAUGCAAAGAAUGGGAGUUUUUACCUCCAGUCGAAAGUUUAUCGGGCGAAGGAAUGUUUAGAGUCUAUCUAUAAAGGCAAGGGUGAAGGAGGCCCUAGUUGAGGAGUCGGUUUUGCACCAACAAUUUUGCUCCAUCGUACUACUCUUUGUGUGGUCAUUUUGGCCACCAUGUUGUGUGUUAUUUGUUGAAUCAACAAAAUUUAUUUUACUAGAAAAAUUAUUUGUAAAUGAUUAGAUGGGAAAUUCACUCCAAAUAAAUAAUGGAAGCUAUCUAUAUGGAACUGAGGCUAUUUAUGCUUUUAAUUUAACA